This is a messenger RNA of Geodia barretti, 723 nucleotides long. The record is from the annotation of a GenBank genome assembly. Lineage: Eukaryota; Metazoa; Porifera; Demospongiae; Tetractinellida; Geodiidae.
GUGACAGUCUCCCUGGCAGAGGCUCAGUACACUGUUGGGGAAGAAGAUGAAGAGGUGACAGUCUGUGUCCAGUUGGAGGAGGGAGCUCUGGGUGGUAUAACUGCCACCGUCGACUACCAAAUACUGCCUGGCUCAGCAUCACUUGCUGACUACCUUGGUCCGAGGGUUGGUAGUCUGUCACUAGGACCAGAAGCGGUGACAGGAGAUACAGCAUGUCUCACCAUCCCUCUGGUGAAUGACAGCAUUCAUGAGCCACCGGAGACACUGACACUCUCACUACGACCUUCCUCUGCGUUUGUAGUGAUUGGAGCCAACAGCUCUGCUACCAUCACCAUAAUUGACGACGAUGGUGCAUUAGCAGCGGUGGGUAUGGAGUCAGUGGAGUACAUGUUCAGUGAGGGUGAUGGUGUGAUAGUGGUGUGUGCCGUGCUAGAGGACGGAGACCUUGGGAGCAUCUCUGAAAUCCCUUUCUCCGUCGAGGAUGAUACAGCCAGUGGGAAUAUUGACUACCUGCUACCGCAGACACUCGUCUUCAGGUUUCCACUAAUGUCUCCAGUAGGGCAGCCAGCAUGCGUUGAGUUCACUCUAGUCAACGAUAAUAUUGUUGAAGAUAUGAGGACAUUUGAAAUCAGACUCACCCCUCUACCAGGAGUGACUGUUGGGACCAACGGCUUUGCUUUUGUUACCAUUGUCGACGAUGAUUGGAUGACGGUUUCAAAAUAA